UUGAUGACAAUCCAGUGUAAUCUCAUCCGAUUUCCUCAAUCCUCUCGUUUGUUCAUCCAAAUCCUCUUUUUAAUAGACGUUACGUUAUGUCAACACAUUGAAUUACAUUUAUUCAACCAAAGAUAAACAUGUCGUGUGUAAGGACGAGAGGCAAAGGAUGGAGCUAACUGUUAAUGACAUUCGCUUUUGUUUAAAACAACAACCAAAACUCAUCCGCGGUUUAAUGUGUCCCGUGAAAAACCCUCCGACUGGAACGCUUUAAAAUUAACUAAAGUUUUCAAUAAACCAACGGUAAACAUGUAGCGUGUAAGGAGUGUCAAAGGAUGGAGCUUUACUGUUUUAAUGACAUUCACGUUUGUUUAAAAUAACAACUAAACCCGUCAUACGCCGCUUACGCACAACGGAAUUGUGUUGUGUGAAAACUCCUCCGACUAGCGCUCUCUAAAAACAACUGGAGUUCCGUGGGUGAGUUAUGUAAAACCUCUAUAAACACAACAUGGUGGGUGAAUAAAGCAUUUUAUAUAAAUGUGUGACACCCUAUCUUUAUAACAGUAUACAUCCAACAAUGGACAGAGUCGUUCAUAGCAUGAUAAAUUAUAAUUAAAAUGUGUUGUUUCUUUUUUUUUGUUUUUUAAUAAACCUCAAACAGUUGAAAAUAAUAAUCAAAGUAAAUACAAAAACAGUACAAAGAAGCGCCAGGGGGUUGUAAAUUCAAAGUAACUAAAAUAUGUAUUUUUUGGUAAUAUCGCUUUUGCUGACGUCACAUGUAGUCGCCGAAGAAGUGGAUUACGUCAUCAAGCUGCACCGCGGCUUGUCGGCUGUUGUCUGACUGCGGGACGGCGGAGAAAAGUCACCAAAACGCCCUCGAACAACCAGUUUUCAACUAAGAAGAAAUCCAAUGUUUUAAUUAAUGUAAGGUGACGUGUUUGAGGAGUAGGGGGGUGCUACCAUGCUGGCUCUGGGGGGGCUCCGCCUCUUGCGGCUGCCCGCCAGAGCUGCCUGUGGCGCGGCGUUCCUCAGGAGGUCUUCGCCUUCGGCCACUCACUCUGACAGCUCGGCGGGACACCGGCUGUCCUCUGGGGACGCCGCUUCCGGGUGGUACCAUCAGGUGUCGCACUCGGCCCCUGUGCACCUGGCCGAAGACUUCCUGGUCCACGUCCAGCAGAGCAGCGGUCUGCCGUGGUGGCUCAGCAUCGUCGUCGGCACGCUGUCAGUCAGGACGCUCGUGACGCUGCCGCUCGCCGCCUACCAGCUCGUCAUUCUUGGCAAGGUGGAGGCGCUCCAGGCGGAGAUUGCGGUGCUGGCUAAGAGGCUCCGGUACGAGGUGUCCCUGCGAGCGAAGGAGAGAGGCUGGACGGACAAACAGUGCCGGUUCCAGUUCCGCAAGAACUUGCGCCGCGUGGUGUCCCAGCUGUACAUCCGGGACAACUGUCACCCGUUCAAAGCCAGCCUGCUGGUGUGGGUCCAGCUGCCCCUCUGGAUCAGCCUGUCCCUGGCCCUGCGGAACCUCAGCCUGGAAGAACUGGCCCUGAGGCCGGAUCUGAUGACUGGCGGCGCUCUGUGGUUCGCCAACCUCACGUCGCCCGACGCCACCUGGCUCCUCCCACUUUCCCUGGGCCUGGUGAACCUGCUCACGGUGGAGGUAUUUUCCCUCCAGAGGUCCAAGGAGUCGUCUUCUCACAAAUGGCUGACCAACGCCAUGCGAGGCUUUGCCCUGCUCAUGAUCCCCGUCGCCGCCGCCGUCCCUUCCUCCAUGGCGCUCUACUGGUUCUCCUCCAGCGUGGUGGGCCUGGGUCACAAUCUGCUCCUUCGUUCUCCCGCCCUGCACAAGCUCCUGAAAGUUCCCAGCAGAUGCUCAGACACGCCGUACAGAGACCUGCUGGCCGCCCUGGUGGCCAAGUACCGCAAGUAAACUGGAACAUUUUCCUGCUGGACUCGCUGACCCCGAGCUAGAACUUCAUUUCCUGUCCACUGUAGACAAUACAAAUCUACUGUGGACCCUCAAACAUUUCCUGUUUUCCUACUCACUGUUUUUGUUUUUUUCCUGUACAAAGUGUGGAAGCUCCUCUGCUACUAAACAAUGACCCAACAGUGAGUCAGAAUCAUGAGACAAAAAGAUGAAAUGAUGAGAUAAAAAGUCAUAAUCAUGAGAUAAAAAGAUAAAUUAGGUAUCAUGAGAUAAAAAGAUGAAAUGAGAUGAAAAGUCACAAUUAUGAAAUAAAACGUUGAAAUAUAAAUGAGAUAAAUGGGUUAUACUUGUAUAGCGCUUUUCUACCUUCAAGGUACUCAAAGCGCUUUGACAGUAUUUCCACAUUCACCCAUUCACACACACAUUCACACACUGAUGGCGGGAGCUGCCAUGCAAGGCGCUAACCAGCAGCCAUCAGGAGCAAGGGUGAAGUGUCUUGCCCAAGGACACAACGGACGUGACUAGGAUGGUAGAAGGUGGGGAUUGAACCCCAGUAACCAGCAACCCUCCGAUUGCUGGCACGGCCACUCUACCAACUUUGCCACGCCGUCCUCAUCAUUUUUACUUUGUAUCUCAUAGUUAUGACUUUCUCAUAAAUGUCAUAAUUCUGGUUUUUGAUCUGAUUAUGACUUGAUUUAAUUUUAACUUCUGAUCUCAUAAUUUUAACUUUAUCUCAUAGUUGACUUUCUAAUAAUUUUGACUUUUAAUCUCAUAAUUUUAAUUUAUCUCAGUUAUGACUUCUCAUAAUUAUGACUUUUAUUUCAUAAUGUUGAGUGUUGAUCUGAUAAUUAUGACUUUUGAUUUAAUAAUUAAGACUUAUGAUCUCAUAAUUUUGACUUUUGAUCUCUGAAUUUUGACUUGAUUGAAUAAUUAUGACUUUUUAUCUGAUAAUUAUGACUUUUGAUCUGAUAUGACUUUUGAUAGAAUAAUUAUGACUUGAUCUCAUAAUUGUGACUUUAGAUUGAAUAAUUAUGACUUGAUCUGAUGACUUUUGAUAUGAUAAUUAUGACUUUUGAUCUGAUAAUUAUGACUUUUGAUCUCAUAAUUGACUUUUGACCUGAUAAUUAUGACUUGAUCUCAUAAUUAUGACUUUUGAUCUCAUAAUUAUGACUUGAUUCAAUCAUGACUUGAUAUAAUAAUUUUGACUUGAUCUGAUAUGACUUUUGAUCUCAAAGUUAGGACUUGAUUUGAUCAUUAUGACUUGAUUUAAUAAUUUUGACUUUUGAUCUGAUAAUUAUGAUUUGAUCUCGUAAUUAUUACUUUUUAUCUGAUCAUUAUGACUUCUCAUAAUU
This is a messenger RNA of Entelurus aequoreus (snake pipefish), 3261 nucleotides long. Its product is annotated as cytochrome c oxidase assembly protein COX18, mitochondrial. Lineage: Eukaryota; Metazoa; Chordata; Actinopteri; Syngnathiformes; Syngnathidae. Gene Ontology annotation, biological process: mitochondrial respiratory chain complex IV assembly; protein insertion into mitochondrial inner membrane from matrix. Gene Ontology annotation, cellular component: mitochondrial inner membrane. The record is from RefSeq and is a predicted model, not a curated record. The transcript has 7 exons. Gene Ontology annotation, molecular function: membrane insertase activity. The coding region runs from base 950 to 1912 and encodes 320 amino acids.